UGACGACUAUGACGAGGUGUGGUCGCUCCAGAGAAGCAUGAAUAGAAAAGGGCAGAAAUACCUGUCUGUCCUUACCUGUCUCGUGCUUGGCAUCACCAAAUGAGUUUUAUGGUGCUUAGACCAAUAGAGUGAUCGCGAUCCCAAAGUUCAGUCGAGUUCAGCUCAGUGGUUACAUGGUUAUCUCCUGUUAUCCCACUGAGCACUGACAUGUAGACAAGCGACAUUUUUCUUUGAACUACGUGCAUUUUAAUGUAAUUAAAAUUGUUGCAGUUUAUAUUGCUAAUGUAUAUAUUAAAAAGAAGGAAUAUGUGUUCAUCAACUUCUUGUUUUUACUUUUGCCAGUGAAAAAUGUGCAUAGAUCAUGUAACAGUAUUCUGUUGGAGAAUUAUAAAAGGAAUUACGUUUAUUUGUGAAAAGACGUGUUUAUAGUGCAAUCAUUAUGUUUCGUUGCAUUCCGAUUUUUAAAGGGUGUAACAGGCAGGUGGAAUAUGUUGACAAACGUCACUGCUCUCUACCAACUGUUCCUGAUGACAUUCUCAGAUACACACAAAGCCUAGAAGAACUUCUUCUAGAUGCAAAUCACAUUCGUGACUUACCUAAGAAUUUCUUUCGACUCCAACGGUUACGCAAGCUAGGAUUAAGUGAUAAUGAAAUUCACCGACUUCCACCAGAUAUUCAGAACUUUGAGAACCUUGUAGAACUUGAUGUUUCUAGAAAUGAUAUACCCGAUAUUCCUGAAAAUAUAAAAAAUUUGCGCUCUUUGCAAGUGGCAGAUUUCAGUAGUAAUCCAAUACCUAGACUUCCUGCUGGAUUUGUACAACUCAGAAAUUUAACAGUGCUUGGGUUAAAUGACAUGUCAUUGUCUGAUUUACCUUCUGAUUUCGGAAGUCUCGACAACCUACAGUCUUUGGAACUACGGGAAAAUUUGCUCAAGUCCUUACCGGAAUCACUUUCUCAGCUUACUAAGUUAGAGAGAUUAGAUCUUGGUGAUAACGACAUUGAAGAACUGCCAGCGCAUAUUGGAAAAUUACCAGAACUUCAGGAAUUAUGGUUGGAUCAUAAUCAAUUGCAACAUUUACCUUCUGAAAUUGGUGAACUAAAAACUCUAGUGUGCUUAGAUGUUUCGGAAAAUAGACUUGAGGAUUUACCUGAAGAAAUUAGUGGCUUGGAGUCACUAACAGAUCUUCAUUUAUCUCAAAAUGUUAUUGAAAAAUUACCUGAUGGGUUAGGUGAAUUAAAACACCUAACUAUUCUGAAAAUUGAUCAAAAUAGAUUAUCGGUAUUAAAUUCGAACAUUGGAAGGUGUAAACACUUGCAAGAAUUAAUACUUACCGAGAACUUUUUAUUGACAUUGCCACUAUCUAUAGGAAAUCUUGUAAAUUUAAAUAAUCUUAAUGUGGACAGAAAUAGUCUUCAGUCAGUUCCUCGUGAAAUUGGAAAUUUAAAAAAACUUGGAGUUUUAUCCCUAAGAGAUAAUAAGUUACAGUUCCUUCCAAGUGAAGUUGGUCAGUGUGUUGCCCUUCAUGUAUUAGAUGUAUCCGGAAACAGAUUGCAGUAUUUACCGUAUUCGCUAAUUAAUCUUAAUCUCAAAGCGGUUUGGUUGAGCGAAAAUCAGGCCCAACCGAUGUUGACGUUUCAGACUGACAUAGACGAAGAUUCGAAGCAAGAGGUUCUUACUUGUUUUCUUUUACCUCAGCUAGAUUGUCAAAUAGAUGCACAUCAUGAUAAUGUAAAGCUGGGCAUUUUAUCAGGAAUGAAGGAUAAAGUGUCCAGAAAUGAAAUGAGAGAAAUUAAUAGUAGUGAUGAUGAAGGUUGGCAAGAAAAAGAGACGUCAAGGACUCAUUCCGUUAAAUUCACUGAUGAGCUACCAGAUAGCGAUAAAGAGACGCCUUUCGUUCGACAGAAUACUCCCCAUCCGAAGGAGUUGAAGGCAAAAGCUCAUAAGUUGUUCAGUAAAGGAAGAAAUGACAGUUAUUCUGCUUCCACGGAUGAACAGGACGUCUCACAAACAUUUGGACUGGAUAAGAUAGCAAAUGAGUCCUCAGACUUGCUGACUGAUGGUUCUGAACCUAAUACACAGUUAUCAAAUCAAGAUGUUCCCCAAACCGAUUUCAAUCCACCUUUAUCACAGAUUGCAAAUACGGAUGUUAAUAAAUCCUUGAGUAUUAAUUCUGAAAUUCUUCAGCAACCUUUAGACAAUCCAUCAAGCGAGGAUGUGGAAUUUGAAGAGUCGGUAUGUGAUGUUAAAUAUUGUGAUGUUGCUGAAAAUGAAGAUACAUUGAAGCGUGUUGAAUUUUCUAUAAUGGAGAACGUGGAUUUUGAGGGUGGGGGUGACCCUGUCAAACCCAACAAGCUACAUCGCAGAGAUACCCCUCAUCAUUUGAAAAACAAACGUAUUCAUACAUCAUUCGAUAAAGAGAAAGUUGCUUCUAUUAUAGCCCAGGCUUUGUUAAAGAAGAAUAGUAAUGGCGGAGUCACGUAUCCUGUACCAAUGGAUUCCGUUGAAAAUUAUGAUCAAAAUAAUCAAGAACCAAUAUCUGAUGCGGAACCAUCUAUAGAAGUGACAGAAGAACAAUAUGAAAUUCAUAUUGAAAGAACAACUGGUGGACUUGGACUAUCUAUUGCUGGUGGAAUCGGCUCUACACCUUUCAAAGGAGAUGAUGAGGGAAUAUUUAUUUCAAGAGUGACAGAAGGAGGCCCUGCUGAUGUUGCCGGUUUACGAGUGGGUGAUAAAGUUCUAUCAGUAAACGGAGUUUCAGUAGUUAAUGUUGAUCAUUAUGAUGCUGUAGAAGUUUUAAAAGCUUGUGGCCGUGUGUUGAUGCUUGUCAUUCUAAGAGAAGUGACUAAAAUUUUAUCGUCAACAGAUGUGAUUUCAGCUAGGAAAGACUCAAUUUGUUCGAAUAUAAGCACCAACAGCUUGAUUGGUGGAACGUCUUGUGUGUCAUCAACACCUAUGAUUAAUAAUUCUGAAAGCAUGGAAAUGAGUCAAACGAAAAAGAUAAAGAAAAGCAGCGAUUCUCCACAUACAAUGGAAUCAAAUGCGGAUUCUUUCAUAACUGUCAGUGUACAUACUACUUUAAUUCGGGACCAAAAUGGACUUGGCUUUAGCAUUGCUGGUGGUAAAGGUUCUCCUCCUUUUAAAGCCAAGUCUGAUGCUAUAUAUAUUUCAAGAAUAACAGAUGGUGGAGUAGCACAGAAAGAUGGAAAAUUAUUAGUUGGGGAUAAAGUAAUUGCUAUUAAUGGAGUUGAAAUGUUAGAAGCAAAACAUGACCAAGCUGUAUCCUUGUUAACUGGUUUGGAACGAUUUGUUCGAUUGGUUGUUGAACGCGAAGUUCCUGUCACUCAAGCUUAUCCAAUUAAUUCAGUGACAUCAUCAGAGAAGUUGUCACAAGUUAUGGGUGUAUCUAAGUCAUAUACAGGAAUAUAUGGAACAAACAGUUACAUGAAUAACAGACCUGUAUUUACUGGUAAUCUUCGUUCACCUGGUUUAUUCAAAACAGCCACUACACCCAAGCAAUUGACAAAUGAACCAAAUGUCAAUGGUGUGAGUGACGCGCCAAAUUUCAAAAAUUCCAUUCCAACAACGACGGCUUCUAUUCCCUUUCAAUCACAUCCACAAUCAAGUCCACAACCGGCACCAAGGACCAUUACGACCCAAUCACCACUUCCGCCAAAUGUAAAUAGUGAACCCAUUAAUGCUGCAGACAAUGGAUUGCCAACUACAAAUGCAACUUGUGAAGGUAGAUCAAGGAGUCCUCAAGAAGACAUACAGGUAUUGAAGCCAAUUACAAGUGAGGAAUUUCAAGCCAUGAUUCCUAUUCAUUUCCUUCGACCUCCGAGCUCUUCACCCUCACCAGACUCCCAUCAUGUUCCCGUUGUAACGGUAACAAUUAAGCAACCCGAUCAUUUUUCGGGGGAUGUUAAUUUUCCUCCAGCACCAACUGCAAUUGGUAAAGUUACUGAGACCAUCACAAAGAGUACACUUACGGAGACUGUUGUUACUAGAGUCACCGACAAUCAUUUGGUUCAGCCAAUUAUUACUGAGGAUGUUAUUCUUAUAAAAGAAGGUUCACUGGGUUUUAGUAUUAUUGGUGGUACAGAUCAUUCGUGUACACCAUUCGGAGCAAGAGAACCUGGAAUUUUUAUCUCACAUGUUGUCCCUGGCGGAAUAGCAUCUAAAUCUGGUAAAUUGAGGAUGGGAGAUAGAAUAUUAAAGGUUAAUGGAACAGAUGUUACCAAAGCCACUCAUCAAGAAACAGUGAUGGAACUGUUGCGACCUGGAAAUUCUAUUGUUCUUACUGUUCAGCAUGAUUCACUUCCAGAAAAUUAUCAGGAACUCGUUAUAGUUAAGAAUCCAGGUGAAAAAUUGGGAAUGCAUAUCAAAGGAGGUCUCCGAGGUCAAAGAGGUAAUCCACUUGAUCAUUCGGAUGAGGGUGUGUUCAUAUCAAAAAUAAAUUCAGGCGGUGCUGCUAAAAGAGAUAACAGAUUAAAAAUUGGUAUGAGAUUGCUGGAAGUUAACGGAACAUCGUUGUUAGGAGUUACUCAUCAGGAAGCUGUGAAUAUUUUGCGGUCCUCUGGAGAUUCAAUUUCACUAGUAGUUUGUAAAGGUUAUGAUAAAGGUGAAAUUGAGAAUUUAAUAAUGGCGUCAAGUGGCAGAGAAUCAAAGGAAUUAGAUGGAUUUUAUGAGUUUAAAGAAGAAAUUAUUGAUGAUACAAAAUCCUUAACCCAUAGCAUAUCGAGUCUUGAUCGAGACGAUGAAGAAGCUGCCACCCUUAGGCAAGAACAAGAUAUGAAAGCGGAACUUGUAGCGUGGGAACAAGAAGAACAAGAGCGUGCAAUCCUUGAUCAAAAAGAAAAAUCUACUCCUGAAAAAGUUUUAGAUGUUGUCAGAGCUGCUGAAUCGUUAGUUAAUAAACCAAGCAGUCCAACCGACAUAUUUGUACCACCCAAGUCACCUGGACCAUUAAAAGAUCUUAAAACAACUACUAUUGUAAUGAGUAAACACACCUUGGCACCACAACAUCCACAUAUGUUGGAUGAGGAAAGUGCUACUUUGGAUACCCUUUAACAGCAGAAAUAUGUUCUUCAUUGCUUUUCUCUACGUUUGUGUUCACGCAUCUAAAGGCCUUCACACCAAUGUAAUACAAUUUUACAAAUAUGUCGAAAAUGAUUAAUGUAAUAAAUGUCCUUUCUUUUAUACAUUUCUACGACUAAAAUUGUAAUAUUAAUUUUUAAUUAAUACUUUAUUUUUGUAAAUUAGAAAAAAGUAUUUUACUUUUUUCUUUAUGUCUGUUUUUAAUUCGUCGACUUACAAAGAUUCUUUUCUAUAAAAAAAUGUAUUUCAAAUUAUAUUAGGCAUAUGGAUAUAUGUUAUCUAAAGUAUAGUAUAGCUAGACUCAAA
Messenger RNA from Leptopilina heterotoma, 5401 nucleotides. RefSeq names its product protein lap4 (gene scrib). Gene Ontology annotation, cellular component: adherens junction; postsynaptic density; postsynaptic membrane. Gene Ontology annotation, biological process: neurotransmitter receptor transport, endosome to postsynaptic membrane; neurotransmitter receptor transport postsynaptic membrane to endosome. Gene Ontology annotation, molecular function: protein binding. The transcript is spliced from 26 exons. NCBI's taxonomy places the organism in Eukaryota, Metazoa, Arthropoda, Insecta, Hymenoptera, Figitidae. The record is from RefSeq and is a predicted model, not a curated record. Bases 440 to 5068 code for a protein of 1542 amino acids.